This is a messenger RNA of Rhincodon typus (whale shark), 1785 nucleotides long. RefSeq lists its product as uncharacterized. Bases 539 to 1297 code for a protein of 252 amino acids. NCBI's taxonomy places the organism in Eukaryota, Metazoa, Chordata, Chondrichthyes, Orectolobiformes, Rhincodontidae. The record is from RefSeq and is a predicted model, not a curated record. The transcript has 5 exons.
GGGGUACGGUUGACGCUCGGUUUUAUUCGUUAAAGUUGUGGGUGAGGAAGGUCGGUGGCUAAUGAGGAAAGAGAAAACGCGUGUGGCAACGUCUUAACAUCACGCGGGCUUCACGCUGUCUGUGCAGAGAACGGCUUCCUCAUCGACCCUCCCCCAUUCAACCCUCAUUUACAACCUCCGGCAGCAGCUUGUGCCUAUGAGAGAGAGUGUGUGUGUGUGUGUGUUUGUGCAAGAUCCUGUGAUCUCUCAGCAGCGGAUCUGCGUUCUUGUUAAAGCUGUGGAUCGCUGUUACCCCACUUCUCCAGCCAUUGCAUCGCUGAAGAGAUCAGACUGAAGGAGGCAGUCAGGAGCAAGGCUGGUUUGGCAUUAGUAGUGCCUGUAGUCAACAAGUUCCUCGCAGCUAUUAGCAUCUCUCGGAAUCCCCUCUUGCCCUGCCUUAAAUGACUGAUAUCGUACACGUACUUCCACCAUUCCCGUAUUCAUUUUUACUGUUUCGGAUUCUGCAAUCCAUUAGUUAGUCGAGCUUUUGUUUCAUACAAUGUUGAAGGUUCUAACCAAAAAGCUCAGAGCACAAACAUUGAAUGAGAUCCAGCCCUUUCAACUGAAGAUAUCCUACUCACCAAGAAAUGAGGAUGACAGUGAUGACUCGGAAGGGGAGAAUCAAGAAUUGGCGCUGAUUGAUCAAGGUGUUGCCCAAGACUGUUUUACCUGCAUCAUCCAUCCUAGUUCCAAUCAGCAUGUAGUGAUGAUGUGUUUCCUCCAGUGUCUGCUACUAAGCUUUUUCAAGUUGCAGCCCCUUCCUGAAAGUCAGAGGAAUUGUCGCCUGUCAUCAUUGUCGCCCAUCUGUCGAGAAAGUCAGAAGCGCCUCUGCGAAGUACGGACCGUAUUUGAUCCCCUGGACUGUGAGAGCUCCGAGGAAGAGCUUGAACGCAUUAACAGAGAAUUUGGAGGGGAGAAGCGCAAGUGGUCGCAGGUGAACAGACUCAGUUGCUACAGCGACAGUGCGUCGUCUAGCGACGAAGAGGUCAAAGACUUAUGUGGCAUGUCCUUCAAGCCUGUACCACAAGCCGAUCAGAAGUACAUCCACAGCAGCCCUGUGCCAUUCAGUGCCACACCUCCCAAGAGACUCCAUCCCUUGGUCCAGAGGCCAUCAGGACAGAUCAUACUGCACAGUGUUGGCACCUCAGUUGACCAGGCAACACCAUGCAAGCGGCACAGGCAGGGCCAAGACUUCAGCAGGCCAAGCCUGGAUUUGGAGAAAAUGCAACAGCUAUUGCAGUACCAGGAUCCUAAGUGAUGUGUAGAACAAACAGCUAAAAAGGAUGGCCUCUCUCUCUCCACGCUCCUCCAGACAUAUAAUAUCACUUAAUUGAUGGAAAAUAUUCUUCUCUAAAGGUGAAAACGCACAACAAUGGCCCAGACAUCACUAUGUUGGUGUUUCUCUUUCACACAAAGCGCCUGGCCUAGGGUACUCGAGACUCUAUUGUAUCAAAAUAGGUCAUUCUGUCUGCCUGGCUCCUCCUUCAGAAUCUGCAUCGACACUUUCGUUUUGCUCAAAGAUUUUUGAGAGAAAAAGAACAAGCUCUCACCCUUUUAACCCAUUCGUCGCCCAUUUAAUGCAUCUGGGUAGAUCACUUUUGAGGUCUUCAGUUACCGUGGUAACUGGGGGAAUGGCUAAUUCCAGGCCGAGGAUCCUGACAAUGUAUUUGGUAACAGAACCCCAGAAGAUAUCAAAGUGGUUAUUUACAAAAAAGAAAGAUGAAAGAAGAGGAAUAUACUGCUGUC